This is a messenger RNA of Ananas comosus (pineapple), 768 nucleotides long. RefSeq names its product 14 kDa proline-rich protein DC2.15-like. The transcript has a single exon. The coding region runs from base 83 to 484 and encodes 133 amino acids. The record is from RefSeq and is a predicted model, not a curated record. NCBI's taxonomy places the organism in Eukaryota, Viridiplantae, Streptophyta, Magnoliopsida, Poales, Bromeliaceae.
UCAUCACAAACACUUCUUAAUAAGAUAAAAACCAACACCAACACCAACGUACAUCAACUCCUCUCUUCCAUUACCAGUAGACAUGGCCUCCGCCGCGCUUUUUCUCGCCGUCAACAUCCUCUUCUUCGCCCUGCAGGGGGCCGCCUCGACCCCCUGCCCACCACCGCCGCCGCCCCCCUGUUCACCGACGCCAGUUCCCCCCAGCCCCUCGGGAGGGGGAGGGGGCGGCGGCAAGUGCCCGCGCGACGCGCUGAAGCUAGGCGUGUGCUCGAACGUGCUCGGGCUGAUCAAGGCCAAGGUUGGCGCCCCGCCGAGGGUGCCGUGCUGCUCGCUGCUCGAGGGGCUCGUCGACCUCGAGGCCGCCGUCUGCCUCUGCACGGCGAUCAAAGGGAACGUCCUCGGCAUCAACCUCAACCUCCCCAUCGACCUCAGCCUCAUCCUCAACUACUGCGGCAAGGGCGUUCCCUCCGGGUUCAAGUGCUAAGCGAUCGACGUGCCUGGCUUUAAAAUUCGCGCUGGUUCUUCCUGUUUUUUUAACUUUUGCAUGCAUGCAUGUGUUUCGUGAAGUGGUGUGCACGUGUGUGUUUGUGUCGUACGUGUGUGUGUGUGUGCGUGCGCGUGCUUGUUCUUCCUUUCUUUGGAUUCGUUUUGUUCAUUGUUGUGGGAUCGAUCAUGCGCGCCACUAGUGAUGUAGUGAGAGUGAAUCACUAGCUCUUGAUUGAAUCUGCUUUGAAUAAUUAAUCUUUUAAUAUUUCCACAAUGAGCAAA